This is a messenger RNA of Leptosia nina, 5226 nucleotides long. The record is from the annotation of a GenBank genome assembly. Lineage: Eukaryota; Metazoa; Arthropoda; Insecta; Lepidoptera; Pieridae.
AUGCAGCGAGCUCACGUUAGUGGCGUGGGCGCCCCGCAGCCGCCCCAGUCUGCCCCGCAGCAUUACCGCUCCCAAACGCAGCACUACGGGGACAUUGACGAUCAGAUACCAGCGUCAGUGAUCAGUAGUGUGGGAACAGUUAGUCUAUCGCAGUCCACCACCAAUCCGACCCCGAAUAACACAAUGGCAAAUCCUACCACGCCCAGCAGUACAAAUGGAAACCACACCCCGGCGCAGCAAACGCCCACGCAAGCGCCGAUCCGGAACUUGCCAAAGAAACGGAAACUGGCUCCUUCCGAGCUAGAGGAGAUCGAGAGGAACUGCAUGAACAGUCUGCCCGAACGGAAUUUGAAUGUUCCGGUGACAGCACCGCCUGUUGACUACACGCCUGCCUACCAGCCCAUACUGCAACCGUCGCCGAUAGUCCACCGCUCCUCGCCCCACGAGCACAAGUUAGCUGAGUACGUGCAUUACCCGAACAUAGACUUAUCUGAGUGGCGAGAUCACAGGGUCCUAGCGAAAAGACGCGGGAUCUACACACCAGGUGUGAUCCGGCAGGCGGAUGGUUGCAAAGUGAUAGUGGAGCUGGACGGCCAGGAGAACGAGCCAGUGGAGUAUGGCGAUGUGUUCGGGGUGAAUAAGUACGAUGUGAUCAGCGACGCGAGCCCACAGCUUAGCCAUAUCUCCAUCGGCUCCUCGUGCGUGGUGAGGACCGAUUCGAGCAGGGACAGUGUCCAGAAUAUUUUCGUCGAGGGCUUCGUCUUCGAAAUUCACAAUUCGCCCAUCAGGAUUCGUGUUAGGGUCCUGGAUGGAGAAAGCAUAAAGGAAACGGUGGAAGUGAAGCGGGCUGAUAUCCGCCUCCUUCAGCCGCCCUGGGCUGAUGAGCUCGAAGAUGCCGGCUCCCACGCCACUAUGAUGCCGCAGCACUUACGAAUACACCCUGUAUCCACUUGCGUGCCGUACUCCAUGGGUGGUGGUGACUUCGUGACGUCAUCUCCCCUAGCCGGAGCCGGCCAGGUUGUGACAGUGGGCGCACUGUCGAAUGGUUCCAGGCCGUUCGACGACUAUGGGGAAAGCGACGACGACUUGCCCAGGGAGGACAUCAUGUUCCCAACGGAUGCGUCACAUAUGGACUGCAGUAACAGCAAGCGCAGCAGUCUCCAAAGUCGAGGCAGCACCUCGAGUCUCAUUGAAGGGAGUCUAACUCCGCGAUCUCAACCACCUACACCUAGAUCUCAAGCAGCAACCCCCCACAAAUACAAGAAAGGUGAUGUGGUAUCAACUCCGACCGGCAUUCGUAAAAAGUUCAACGGUAAGCAGUGGAGGCGGCUAUGUUCGAAGGACGGCUGCACUAAGGAGAGUCAGCGGCGCGGCUUUUGUUCCCGACACCUAUCACUACGUGGUGUGACUAGAUCUUCAAAUACACCGCUCGCACAGGGCUCCACUCACACACCACAACAGAGAAGCAGUAGUAAGUCUCUAUCAUCCAGCGGAACGGGCGUUGAAGGAGAUGAAACGUCUAGAGAAUCGGACACCACCCCUCCUAACUACCGCGUCACGGGGCGCUUUGACCCAGACGAAACGGAGGCUGCUAAUAUGCUUGUAUCACUCGGCAGCUCGCGGUCUGGGAGCCCUGGGGCUUCGCCCGUGGGAGACAAUGUCUUUGUACCAAUCUCGUCGCCACAGCCGCCCGCUGCUCCACCGCACCAUUUAAUAAGACCGGAACUGGUGCGCCCGGGCAGAGUAAGCUCUCCGACUGGAGUAGCUACAAGUGUCAUUCGAGUUUCGCCGGCUCCAACUUACCACUACCAAUAUCAGGUGGAGCGCAACGGUCCAACCCUUCAAUCUACGCCUUCGAAUAUCAUAAGUAUUCAGUCCUCUGGUAUAAACAUCCCCAGCAGCAUACAGUCAAACUUCACACCGCCGAUGAAUUCAACGCCGAACCACUCCAGCAUCUCCAUUAUCAACAGCAUGAACAGCCAGGGCCUGACCAGCAUCGCCAAUUCUCUGCGAAAAACCGACGACGUGCCGCAUAACCUGGUGCUGCACAGGAGCGUCCCUUCCGCUAACGGGUUAGACAUGGACAACAUAUACCGCAAUCAACCGGUGCACUUGAGGAACGGUCUUCACGAUAUGCAGUACAGGCGUGAAGAGGCGACGUCGCCGGCGGGUAACCAUGAAAAUUUUCAGAAUAGAAGAGUCUCGGAGUACGACGACGAUGACCACUCUGUCCCGCAGACGGAGGGGCAUCGCGCGCGCGCGGAACGUCCCAUAGAGCUCUCCGAGGCUCGUUUAAUCGAGGACAAGCGGAUUGUGAAGCCGGCGCCGAUCCAGGCCAGGUUCGUGUCGCUGCUGGACGCCGACUCGAAGGACCAGGUGAAGCGGUUCUAUGUGAUACCGCAGAACAGCCUGGAGAAGAAAAUCGUGCUCAUUAAGAACGAGCCGGCGGACGCUGUGCAAAUAGAUCACAAAGCGCAUCAGCUAGCGACGCCGCUCAAUGAACCGGAGCCCGAGCCACGUAGUCUAGACAAUGGCGAACAUGUAAAUAAUGUGAAUAAUAGUGCAGUAAUCGUCCAUCCCAGUCAGCUGUUACCUGUGCUACCUCCCCCCACAUCCCACACUGCUAUCAUCGUGUCAACGAGCGGUGUAUCCAGUGGCGUGUUUCCGUGGCAAUCGCUGGUGCCACUGCUGCGUGCCGCCUCCCCUCCGCCCGCUGCGCCUGCGCAUCCGCCCUCACCGCGCACACCCCGUACCCCACACACCCCGCACACUCCUCACACGCCUCAUACACCGCACACACCACAUAUCAAGACUGAGGAUCAGAUUAAGACUGAGAGUAAUGACACGGUAACAUCCAUGUGUACGGACGAAGACGACGAAGUGUUUGAGUGUGAAGAGACCGUACCUAAUGGAGGUGAUAACACGAACAGCCGACGCUCACAAAGUCUCUCUUCUCUCAACCAAGCUGGAGGACCCGAGAAGAAGGAGCGCCGUAUCCGUCGUCCCAUGAACGCAUUCAUGAUUUUCUCGAAGCGUCAUCGCCAGAUGGUGCACCAGUUGCAUCCGAAUCAGGACAAUCGGACAGUCAGUAAGAUACUUGGCGAGUGGUGGUAUUCGCUGAAACCGGACGAGAAGCAGAAGUACAAUGAGCUUGCCAGUGAGGUAAAAGAGGCUCACUUCAAGGCACAUCCUGAAUGGAAAUGGUGUAAUAAGGAUAGACGUAAAUCAUCCAGCAGUCGAGAUCCUACGGGCUCCAUGCCACAGAGUCCCCGAACACCGUCCGACGUCCUCAACAGCGGUGUACCGGCGAGCGGUGCAGAGAUGACGAUUAACUCAAAUUCAUACAACCAUAAUAUCCCUUCGCCUCAACUUAGCGAUGAUGAACCUAUGAUAACACAGAACGUAGAAGAGCCCCUCCCUCCACAACAGAGCUCGAAUGAUAUAGAUCUCAAGUGUGGAGAAAAAGUCAACGAUUCAGACUCUGAAGGCAUCGAAGCGAGGGAGUAUUUGACGCACCAUGACCAUACCAGACGCCCUAAGGCUAUUAAGGCUAGGGCUGGCUCUUCUGAUAACCUGCUCGGGAUCACGGCUUCAAGUCCCGGCGGGUCAAAGGUGUUUCAGCCCACCGGAGGUGCAUUUAAAUCUACACAUGCUGAUAACGGUGAUAACCACAGGCAAUGGACGGCAUUCACCGCAGUGAAAUCUAACGCGAACCAAGUGCCAAAUUCGCCACACCCCACAACAUCGACAAGCACGCAGAACAUCACCAAUAGCGUGCAAGGAAUUUCGCUUAACACGCCGAAUCUAUCGACGCAAGCGGCACUCGAUAAUGCGAUCGCAUCUAUCAUUAACAGUCCGUCAGCAAAUAGUGGUGUGCAAGUGAUAUCGACUGGAAUGUCGAUACCGCAAUCUAUGCCCCAGUCCGUACCUCAAUCGAUGUCUUCUACUACGAGUGCUCUGAAUAAUGCUUUGUUAAAGAGCGUUACGUUAGUCAAUAGAAACUUCAAUGACAAUAAACCUUCUGGUCCCAUCACACUAUCUGUUGAUGCAUCUGGCAAUUUAUUCAUAAAAACGAGCCAACCGAACGAACCGCCCAACGACUCCAAUCGUUUGCAUUACGUACACUUGCAGCGGCUUUACGUCCCAUCAUUUACUACAGAAGUGGAAACAAAUCAGAACCAGAGCCAAAGUCAAACUGUGCACAGCGCUCCGCCUUCGGUGAUAGUUUCACAGAGCAACACAAAUAUGAAUAACAACAGUGCUAAUAAUAUAGCACAACAGACAAAACCCAAUGAUUGGGAAACGGUAGAAGAAACACGACCUUUCCCUCUCGCACCAACUCCGGCGCAGCUGGGGAGGGCACCGCUGCAGAAGAGGCUUAGUCGAGGUACAUCUACCGGUUCCACGGGCAGCGGAGAUCAGAGUGUACCCAGAUCGGGCCCAGAUAACAACCCGACGAACCCAUACGAUACACCCGAAUCCAUACAGUCUCCCAAGAAACUGGAGAACCUUCCCAGCCCCUCACUUAAGAAGACUUUGUUCAAGAAGGGCAAUGAGGACGGAAGGGAUAAGGUUCUAGAGACCGUGAACUUUGAAGCGAAGUUCAGCACUUUGCCCCAAUUCAAGCCGGACGCGUGUAGCCCAAGCGGUAUGGUCGUGCCGCGUAGCCCACAACUCUAUCUUAGGAAGAAACAUAAGAUGGAGGACGAGACAACAGUUGUAACGCCACAUAUAGAAGCGGAAGUAAUGAAUGGAAACGGAAUUCCAACACCCCACUCGUAUGGUACACCACACACCACCACGAAGCUCGUGGGGAACACUUUCUUCGGACCUGACUUUAAUAUUGAUACUUUUAGAGUGUCUGAGAGUAUGGAGGAGAUGUCUCCGCGGACGCCGUGUUCUGCGCCAGGUUCUGGAGCAUGCGGGGGUGCGGGAGCGAGGGGGGAAGCAGGACACCGACGAGUCCUUGAACAACGACGUCAUCUUGUGCUCAAGCUCUUUCAAGAGCACGGGAUGUUUCCAACUACGCAGGCUACCACUAGCUUUCAAGCGGCCCAUACAGAUAUAUUCCCGACAAAAAUGUCGCUGCAGCUAAAGAUACGCGAAGUCAGGCAGAAGCUGAUGGCGCAGUCCAAUUUGACACCACACUCUGAAGUGAACACACCGACCAAUAUAAAUUCCCCGUUAGUAUCCAGCACGUUGCAGCCGACAUCAACGGCCAGUUAG